This is a messenger RNA of Fusarium oxysporum Fo47, 686 nucleotides long. RefSeq names its product histone H4. NCBI's taxonomy places the organism in Eukaryota, Fungi, Ascomycota, Sordariomycetes, Hypocreales, Nectriaceae. Gene Ontology annotation, biological process: nucleosome assembly. The coding region runs from base 149 to 460 and encodes 103 amino acids. The record is from RefSeq and is a predicted model, not a curated record. Gene Ontology annotation, molecular function: protein heterodimerization activity; structural constituent of chromatin; DNA binding. The transcript has 3 exons. Gene Ontology annotation, cellular component: nucleosome.
UUAAGCUCUCCCACUCCCGCACUUCAUUGCUGCAUCUCAUACUCAAACACAUUCAUCCAACGACUCUCUACAUCCACUGCACAUUACUAUACACUACCAGUGUAUACACCAACCACGCAACUAAACGACCAACUCUCCCUCUAUCACAAUGACUGGACGCGGCAAGGGCGGCAAGGGUCUCGGCAAGGGCGGCGCCAAGCGUCACCGAAAGAUCUUGCGAGAUAACAUCCAGGGUAUCACCAAGCCCGCCAUCCGACGUCUCGCUCGCCGAGGUGGUGUCAAGCGUAUCUCUGCCAUGAUCUACGAGGAGACCCGCGGUGUCCUGAAGACCUUCCUCGAGGGUGUCAUCCGUGACGCCGUCACCUACACCGAGCACGCCAAGCGCAAGACAGUCACAUCUCUUGAUGUUGUCUACGCCCUGAAGCGACAAGGCCGCACCCUCUAUGGUUUCGGUGGUUAAGCUCGCUCUGUUUUACAUGCUGUUACGAAUCUUUGCGGUCGACUGCUUGCUGCGCAGGACCAUGUAGGGUGUUUCAUGACGACAAAUGGGUCCGGUCUUGUUUUUGGGUGUUCUGUAUCAUAGGGAAACGGGGGAUUACAUUUGGGGAUAAUCGAACAUGCCCUUGAGGCGAUCUUGAUCAUCACAUAGUGCCCAUUUUUCUAAUCGUAGUGAAUAUCUCGCUGUA